CAACUAGUACCCCAAAGAACUUCUUGCUGAGGUCCACCAGCAGAUAUGUAUAAGUAAGUUCAUGACAGCAUUGUUUGUUACAACCAAAACAAAAAUCACAUGUGCUACCUAUAGGAAAAUGGCUAUAUGUAUGUAUGUAUGUGUGUGUGUAUAUGUAUAGUCAUACAUUGGAAUACUAUGCAGCACUGAGAAGUAAAACUACAUGCAUCAGAAAGAUGAAUCUCAAAACUAGAAUGUUGAGGAGGAAAAAGCAAGUCAUAGACACGUAUAAGGUGUAAUUCUAUUUGUAUAAAGCUUAAAGGUAGGCAAAACUCAACACAUGUUUAGGGAUACACACAUAUGACAUAGUAAUAAAGAAAAGAAAGGGAAUGACCAACAUAAAAACCCAGGACAGUGGUUACUUUGGGGAUCAGAUGGGGUUCGAGAUGGAUAGAGAUGGGGAUCGGAUGGGGUUCAAGAAUCCUGCAGGAGGCUUUGAAGGUACUGGUGAGUACACAAGGAUUUGUUUUAUUAUUGUUGAUAGUUAAAUCAAUAAAUGUAGGUCUUGCAUGCUCUUUUGCAUACAUGAGAAAUUUAUAAAACAAAGGAAAUAUGCUCUCAGUGGCUUGUGCUCUUUAGUUCCUACGUACUCCUACAGGUUAAAGUCAUUGCCUCACCCAAGAUCUCCUACCAAGUCUUGGGACUGGCAUCCCCAGUUCCAAUUUCUUGCCCUCCUGUCAAUCUUCUGCACUGCUCCUAGACAAUCACAUCUUGUGUCAGGCCACUCUCCUGCUCAGACACCCUCUGUGGCUCCCCAGUGCCCAUCCAGAAGCCCAAGCUCCUCAGCUCCACACAUUUCCUCCACCUGAGGUAGUCUUCCCCUCCACUUUCCUUUAAAGUUCCACUUCAGCCCAGAAACUUUUAUUUUCCCAUCUGGGAUCACAGUAUGGCCCCCUUCUACCCCAUGCCUCUGAGGUCUCCUGGGUGGAACUCUGUGAUUGUAAUGAGGUGAGGUCACAGAGCCCCCAGAAAGAAAAGGCCUAGUCCUCAGUGGCAAGGAUUCUGGGAGCUCUUGGGCUGGGGCGGGCUUUGAUGCUCAAGAGAGCUUGGAGGAGGCCACGGUUCUUACACCAUGUGUGAGGAAUUAAAGGCAACCAUGCAGAAACACAUGCAGAGCCUGAGGCCCAGCAAGGAGGAUCUGAAUGGGUUUAAUCAGGCCAUCCAGCAGCUGACUGUGGAGGUGGGCAGUGCUGAGAGUCAGCCUCUGAGAAAGGUCUGGAUCUUUAAGGGGGAAGGAGUAAAGGCCAAGAAUGUUCUUCUGUCCUUGAUCUGCCCUGCACCCCCCAAGCCCUGUGAACUAGAGAAAGCCAAGGACCUGACAGCUCUGCAGGAGGAGGGCGGCUCUGGCAGCGCCAUCAGCAAGCUGGCCUGGCUGGAGGCUGCCCUGCAGCGGGCUAAGCAGGAUGUGGUGCAGCAGCUGUGCGAGUACUGGGAGCUGAUGAUCAUCAAGCGGGGCCUGGACUUGGAGAUUGCGGCCUACCACAAGCUGCUGGAGGGUUUGGUCUGGGAUUUGGGGCAGGGAGCGUCAGUAAGUAAACAGUAAGCUGGCGUCGGAUCUUAUCUUAAUAUCUUAUUUUCCUUAUUCUCUCCUUCCCCGUCCACACCUUGGCGUGCCUCCUCUUGAGAAGGCAGAAGCGAUGUGUUUCUGUUCCUGUGUCUGUCCGCUCCCUCUGUGCCUCUCCUUUGGUCAGGGGCUAUAUCUUCUCUUGGGGGUGACUCUGUUUGUAUGUGUGGGGAAGGCAGUCCUGUGGUCCGCUCUUUGGGGAGGGGUCUGUGUACCUGUUCCUUUGGGGGAGUUUGUA
Molecule: messenger RNA, 1841 nt
Organism: Callithrix jacchus (white-tufted-ear marmoset)
Lineage: Eukaryota; Metazoa; Chordata; Mammalia; Primates; Cebidae
Product: keratin, type II microfibrillar, component 5-like
Biological process (GO): keratinization; intermediate filament organization
Cellular component (GO): keratin filament
Molecular function (GO): structural constituent of skin epidermis
Source: RefSeq, a predicted model, not a curated record